Molecule: messenger RNA, 3350 nt
Organism: Lethenteron reissneri (Far Eastern brook lamprey)
Lineage: Eukaryota; Metazoa; Chordata; Hyperoartia; Petromyzontiformes; Petromyzontidae
Product: zinc finger protein 239-like
Biological process (GO): regulation of transcription by RNA polymerase II
Molecular function (GO): DNA-binding transcription factor activity, RNA polymerase II-specific; RNA polymerase II cis-regulatory region sequence-specific DNA binding
Source: RefSeq, a predicted model, not a curated record
UGGUGCUGGUGGUGCUGGUGCUGGUGGUGGUGCUGGUGGUGGUGGUGCUGGUGGUGGUGCUGGUGGUGCUGGUGGUGGUGGUGCUGGUGGAUUCUGGUUUUGGGGGGCCUGAGCUGGUGGUGGUGCUGGUGGUGCUGGUGCUGGUGGUGUUGGUGGUGCUGGUAGUGGUGGUGCUGGUGGUGCUGGUGCUGGUGGUGGUGCUGGUGCUGGUGGUGGUGCUGGUGGUGCUGCUGGUGGUGGUGCUGCUGGUGGUGCUGGUGGUGCUGGUGCUGGCCGGGCCAACCCACCGACCCUCGUGUGCCACAGUGGGGGCCUUCAUAGCUGCUGCUGCUACUCGCUAACAGCUUGUUAGGGCUACACGGGGGGUGGAUCUUUGUUGUUGUGGGUCUCAAGUGGUGGUGGUGCAUCUGCCAGCCAUCUCACGCCAGUCGACCCGUGGCAAUUGCCGGGUUGUCUGUUCCGUGACCUCCUCUGCCAGCGCGGGCCGAGCCCUCGGCACUUGACGCGGCCUCAAAGUGCACCUAGCCUGGCGCAAAACGCCCGCGGUGGAGUGUCUCGAUCGCACGCAUCUUGUCGCUCCCCUCGUCACCGCCGCGUCUGGAACACGCACCGUGGUUUGCCGACUUGAAGCAACUCUUACGGUGGCUUAUCACAUGGAAUUUGCUUUCUUCAAACGCAUAUUUGGAAGCUGGCACUGAGAUGUUUCAAGGCGUAACAGUGAAGCGUGAAGACGAUGCUGGUGAGAUGCCUCGGUUUUCUUCCCUGAGCCACCGUGGGUAUUACCACAAUAAAUGUAAUCUUUUACGGGAUUUUGGUAAGUCUUUCCAUGCUGCAUUGUUGGUUCAUCAAUUCAACAAUCAAUGCCAAGCCGUAGUAGAAAUCCACUGGUCACUUGGAUUCAUCUCUCGGCGCAGCAGUUUUAACAACAGUGCACGUUUUUUAAAUCCCCUCGACUUUGCCUACCCAGCAGUAUAAAUGGGUACAAUCACAGUGAUUCAUGUGGUCCUCCCGAGAUAUCCGGCCAGUGUGGCAGAGAAGACCAAAAUACCCCCUCAAAGGGGUCCUCAGGAGCUCGCUCUAAUGUUGGCCCUUUCACCAGCGGUGAUGUGAGCAAGCAAUGGCAAAGCUGCACUUUUACAUUUUACCUUUUUAGUAGUAAGAUAACUUUAUUUUAACCCAGGUGACAACAUGUUUUUCAAGGCACAGCUCGGUUUUAAAGUAACCGAGCACAGUGAUAACACGUAAAAGUAUACAAGAUUUAGAUGUUAAGGAAAAGCAAACAACCUUAAAUUCCUGGGCAUGGCCCAAGAGUAAAUACAUCAGUUGUACACUCCACAACUACCAAAUUCACUCAAAAUGCGCCCAAUAUAGUUAUAACGUAGGGUUGACCCAGAAUAGCACUUGGAUGGAUGACCACCAUGCAUAAAACAUGCAUCAGACUGCUGCGGAACGACAUUGCCAUCAUAGGCGAGUGCAGCAGAGAGGAAUUGACGGGAUGAGUGCAUGUUUAGCAAGUCGAUGGGUUAUUGCAUCACGAGACCCCGAGUGAAUGGCGAUGACUUGGGAGUCAUUCAUGUAGCAGUGGAUGAAGCAUGCAUGAUCAGGAUCGUGAUGAUGUGUGCUGUUAUUGCCCAAGUGCUGCCAUGCAAGCAAGAUGUUGACGACAACCCCAGCUCUGGGAUUGUGCAAGUAGUGGUGGUGAAGGAUGAAGAGAUAACCACAGAUGAAGAGGAAGAAACUGAAACACGACCCCUGUGCAGGGAGUGCGGGAAGGACGAUGUGAAACGCUUCAAAACGAAGACCUAUCGAGUUAAAUUUGCCGGCCAGACGCUGCAAGCUUGCACGCAAUGUGGGAAGACACUUAAAGACACCACGUCAUGCAUCAAUAGGCAGUCGAAGAAGACAAACACUGGAGAGACGCGACGCUUCCGUGCAUCGAGCAGGAAGGUUUCCGCACCGGUUGAGAAGUUGGGAACGCAUGAGUUUACGAACGCGACCGACGUGAGGAUGCACUCGUGCAAAAAGUGUGGGAAGGUAUUUUCAAACAACUCGAAUUUAGUGAGGCACGCCGUGGCGCACGGUGGCAAGCAUCCGCAUGUAUGCAAGGAGUGUGGAAAGGGGUUUUUGUAUCACUAUCGAUUAAAGGCACAUUCCAGAAUACACACUGGUGAGUGGCCGCACGUGUGCAAGCAGUGUGGGAAGGGGUUUUCUCGUAUCGCCGAUUUAGAGAGGCACUCCAAAACACACACUGGUGAAAAGACACACGUUUGCAAGGACUGUGGGAAGGCGUUUGUACGGUAUUCCAAUUUCCAGAGGCACUCUAUAAUGCACACUGACGUGAAGCCAUGCAUUUGCAAGGACUGUGGAAAGGCAUUUCCACACAGUUAUGGUUUAAAGAUGCACUCUAAAGUGCACAUCGGUGCACGCCCAUACAUAUGCAAGGAUUGUGGGAAGCAAUUUUUCCAGCGUUAUCUUUUAGAAAGACACUCCAGAACUCAUACGGGUGAAAAGCCGUACGUGUGCAAGAUGUGCGGAAUUAGAUUUUCACAGCGCUACAGUUUAAAUACGCACUCUCUAGUCCACUCGGGCAAGUGGCCACACGUGUGUCAGGAGUGCGGGAAGGGCUUCUUGCAGCUUUGUAUUUUAGAGAGACACUCGAGAACGCACGCUGGCCUUAAGCCAUACGUGUGCAAGGAUUGCGGGAAGGAGUUUUCGCGGUGCGAUUCUUUAAAGAGGCACUAUAAAGCACACAUCGGUGACUAAAUAUAUUUAAAUCCUUGAAUGUUUUCAUUGAAUAAAGUCCACGGUUCGGAGCAAUGAAAGUGGAUAGACGUGAUGAAUUUCAAAGGGGCGUUAAUUUUUUUUGACAAUAAAAUGUUUCCAUAUUUGGUGUUCCUGAAAUGGUCACUCUGAUUUUCGCUCAUUGUGUAGAUCAUUACUUGAUAGCCGGCUUAAUCUUUCUCACGAAUCACGAGUACAUAUUUAAUGAUUUAUCAUUGUUGUAAUGAUCUGAUCCUGAGCUUGUGUAGCACGUUUCAGCGAGGUACAACUUGAACUGUUGGCUCAAUUACUAAGCUUGUGAAAGUGUUGGCAAAUUACAUUUCCCAGAACAAAAGGCACUAUAGAUAAUUCCACGGUGACAGGAGACUAAGACCACUUGACCAUGGCCGUGAUAAGAGACAUGUGCAUGCAUGCGUUUUGUGUUCCCGACAAGUUGUAUCCGGCUUGACAAAAGCACUGGUAUAACAUCACUGCCUCUUGGCCAAAAACAGUGGCUGUGGUACGGGUGGCAAUAUAUUGUUGUAUUCAAACAAUUGUUGCAUUCAAAUGUCUGUGAAAUUAAAAUUGGA